Homalodisca vitripennis (glassy-winged sharpshooter) is the source of this 3119-nucleotide messenger RNA. It is a transcript of the gene HDAC1, whose product is annotated as histone deacetylase HDAC1. Gene Ontology annotation, molecular function: histone deacetylase activity. The record is from RefSeq and is a predicted model, not a curated record. NCBI's taxonomy places the organism in Eukaryota, Metazoa, Arthropoda, Insecta, Hemiptera, Cicadellidae. The transcript is spliced from 10 exons. The coding region runs from base 112 to 1554 and encodes 480 amino acids.
CUCUAUGAUCUUUCGUGCACGGUGGGGGUUACUUCAUUUGGUUGUUGUGUCUGAGUAACUAGUCUGUGCGUUAAGAUUUAAAACUUAAAGUGUAAUACGAACUUUUUUAUCAUGACUCAACCUCACAGCAAGAAACGUGUUUGUUAUUACUAUGACAGUGACAUCGGUAACUACUACUAUGGCCAGGGACAUCCUAUGAAGCCCCAUCGAAUAAGGAUGACUCAUAAUUUGCUUUUAAACUAUGGGCUGUACAGAAAAAUGGAAAUUUACAGACCUCACAAGGCUACUGCUGAAGAAAUGACAAAGUUCCAUAGUGAUGACUACAUUCGCUUCCUUCGCAGCAUAAGGCCUGACAACAUGUCCGAAUACAACAAACAGAUGCAAAGAUUUAACGUAGGGGAGGACUGCCCUGUAUUUGACGGACUAUAUGAAUUCUGUCAGUUGUCAGCAGGCGGGAGUGUCGCAGCCGCAGUUAAAUUGAAUAAACAGGCCUCGGAGAUCUGCAUCAACUGGGGUGGAGGUUUACAUCACGCCAAGAAGUCUGAAGCCAGUGGCUUCUGUUAUGUGAAUGACAUAGUUCUGGGUAUCCUGGAGCUGCUCAAGUACCAUCAGAGAGUACUGUACAUUGACAUCGAUGUGCACCACGGGGACGGUGUGGAGGAGGCAUUCUACACCACAGAUCGUGUGAUGACGGUUAGCUUCCAUAAGUAUGGCGAGUACUUCCCAGGAACAGGGGACCUUCGAGACAUUGGAGCAGGGAAAGGCAAGUACUACGCUGUCAAUAUUCCACUCAGGGACGGAAUGGAUGAUGAUAGCUACGAGUCUAUCUUUGUACCAAUCAUCUCAAAGGUCAUGGAGACAUUUCAGCCCAGCGCCGUGGUAUUGCAGUGUGGCGCUGACUCGCUUACUGGAGACAGACUCGGUUGUUUCAACCUCACUGUCCGCGGUCAUGGCAAAUGUGUGGAAUUUGUAAAGAAGUAUGGGUUACCAUUCCUGAUGGUGGGAGGCGGUGGCUACACGAUACGCAAUGUCUCGCGCUGCUGGACGUACGAGACAUCGGUUGCUCUGGGCACCGAGAUAGCAAAUGAACUGCCGUACAACGACUACUUUGAGUAUUUUGGACCCGACUUCAAGCUCCACAUCUCGCCUUCCAACAUGGCCAAUCAGAACACACCAGAAUAUCUAGAAAAGAUCAAGACUAGACUAUUUGAGAAUCUACGAAUGUUGCCUCAUGCUCCAGGAGUGCAAGUGCAAGCGAUGGUGGACGACGGUAUCCGAGAGGAGUCCGAGGACGAGGACAAGGCAAGCCCGGACGAGAGGUUGCCGCAGGCGCUGCAGGACAAGAGGAUCGUGCCUGACAACGAGUUCAGUGACAGUGAGGACGAGGGGACGGGAGGUCGCCGUGACAAUCGCAGCUUCAAGGGUCGCAAACGACCUCGGCUGGACCCCAGCAAGCCUGGCGACGAGGCCAAGCUGGACGACAUGAAGGCAGAGAAUGACAAAGAAGAGAAGGUGGGAGAGGAGAUGAAAAGGGAUUCGGGCCCCAACCCCUGAUAAACCCUUUUUCCCCUUGUAAAUUCUUCUGAAGCUCAAGAAUUUCACUCUUGUUCUGUUUUCUACUCUGUGCAUUCAUCGGACUGAGGACCCAAUUUAUCGAUAGAUCUCCAUUUUCAGCUGAUUCCAGCAGUUGAAAAAUUGUUAUUCGUGAUAAAUGUAAAUAAGUUAAGCUACUUUUUUUCAAUUUCUAGUACAUAUACACAGUUCGUUGGCAAUAUAUCGGUGUUGCCAAAGUCGGUUGAAGCUGGAAUUAUAAAUUUUGCUGGGACUUUACAGAAAAAACUUGUGGAACUUUGAAUGUAAAAUGUACCUGCCCGCCCAGGACAAGCUGCCUGAUUGUCGAGGCCAUUCUUUCAGUUCCCUUUUGUGAAAUGUUAUUAACUUUAACAAAGCUUAACUGUAGACAUUUUAUAGAAUUUAUUUGUUGAUGCAUUUGUUAAUAUAUAUAUUUAUUUUUUAAUAUACUAGUAUUGAAAUCAUAAAUUAUGAUUUAGUUUUCAUUGUGAAAAGUAACCAAAGAAAUCGAUGGUUAAAUAAAUUUAAAAGGCAGUGUUUGUUUUAAAUAAAGUACCUCAAUGUUACAUUGAAGUUUGCCUUCUCACAUUCAACACUAAACAGUGAACUUGACACAUCAGCUCAGAGGCUGAGUGCUGUCCUGUGUCACUCAGACUAGCAUGGACACAACACCAAACUGGAUAUGUAACAAAGUAGAAGGAAAUUGUUUUCUGUCACGGAGCCGCCAUAAAGUAUUGUGCAGUAGAAGACCGUGCUAAACAAUAAAUUAAAAGCCCCGUUGAAAUAAAAAUAAACAAAUUAUUUGGACUGUACAUUCAUAUUUCCCUACUAUAAAAAAUUAUUUAAACACCAGUUCGUUUAAUUUAUUAUUUCAACCGUUCAUAAUUAUGGUGUUCCAAAAAAAUAAAUUAACUAAUUUGAAUUUCAAUUGUCUGCAUCCUUUUUUAAUAAAGAGUUGUGAUUUUUGCGGUGCAUUUUAGUUUCAUGGAUUUUGUAAGAGUGAUUUUUUCUCUUCUCAAUAUAGUUUCUAUUGCGUCAUCUUGUAUAUAAGCUUUGUGUGUUUCCUUAGACAGAUGAAAUAGAUGUUUUUUCCAAAAGAGAUAACUUGUGCAGGAAUUGUAAUUUUUUCACUAAAUUCUUUGGUAUUAAAAGUAACCACAAAGAGCAACAAAAAGUUCCUCAUAUUGAUUUAUGUGGCCCUUCCAUACAGAUCACACUAUUUUGGACACUGUUUAUUUUCUUGUAUUUCCCCAUGAUUUUACAGUAUUGUAAUGUAUGUAUAUAAAACUACAUCCAAUUUUUUAUUUCCUCUUUUUUAAGUGUGUUAUUCUAUUGUAAAACCGAUCUUUGUGAAAGAAAUCAUUUUUAACAUUUAUAUUGUGACAAAUGUACAUAUCUAUGAAGGUUCUGUAAGUUACGGAUUAGUUUAAGCAAUAACGUAAUGGGAUAUGUCAACAGUUUUAUUUAUUUUUAUUACUGUAACUUAAGAUAGGUACAUCAUCUAAAAGUAAUGAUGUUGGAAAAAUAAAAAAAAAUGCAAAACUGUA